Messenger RNA from Amphibalanus amphitrite, 9078 nucleotides. Its product is annotated as F-actin-monooxygenase MICAL3-like. The transcript has 29 exons. Bases 66 to 8192 code for a protein of 2708 amino acids. Gene Ontology annotation, molecular function: protein binding. The record is from RefSeq and is a predicted model, not a curated record. Lineage: Eukaryota; Metazoa; Arthropoda; Thecostraca; Balanomorpha; Balanidae.
GUCAGAGCUCCUGCAGACCUAGAUCAGUGUUGUGUGCAUUCUUAGACUGAUCAUCACAUGCAACCAUGGUAUUUCAACAGGAGCAGACCCCAUCAUCUCCAGUAUUCAGUCCAGUUCAGCUGCCCAUCAUGCCGGGAAACAGUGCACUGUCUCCAGACUCUGCUCUGGCAGCAGACAUCUUUGAUCACUAUUGUGCAGCUCAGACUUUCAAAGGCAUCUUGAGCCAUUACAGAAGAUUGUGUGCAACUUUGAACCUAAAACCUGGCAAAUUCCCAGUAUUCUACCCUAAACUGAAGUCAAAGCUGAAGUCUUGGAAGGCUCAGGGAUUGUUUGCCAAGUUUGACAAGAGGGCAUCACACAAAUGCUACAAUCAAGGGAAAGCAUGUGCCAGCACCAAGGUCCUGGUGAUCGGCUGCGGCCCGUGCGGGCUGCGCGCCGCCAUCGAGGCCCAGCUGCUCGGCGCGCGCGUGGUCGUGCUCGAGAAGCGCGACCGCUUCAGCCGAAACAACGUGCUCCACCUGUGGCCCAUGGUCAUCCACGACCUGAAGGCGCUCGGCGCCAAGAAGUUCUUCGGCAAGUUCUGCGCGGGUGCCAUCGAUCACAUCAGUAUCCGGCAGCUGCAGUGUAUCCUGCUGAAGGUGGCCCUGCUGCUCGGGGUCGAGGUGUACGAGAACGUCGGCUAUGAGGAGCUGGUGGAGCCGUCUGACGAGCGGACCGGCUGGCGCGCGCGACUCAGCCCGCCCGACCACCCGGCCGCCGACUUCCAGUUCGACGUGCUCGUCGGAGCCGAUGGAAAACGAAACACCUUCAAAUGCUUCCGCCGCAAGGAGUUCCGCGGGAAGUUGGCCAUCGCCAUCACGGCCAACUUCGUGAACCGUCGCACCGAGGCGGAGGCGCGCGUCGACGAGAUUUCGGGCGUGGCGUUCAUCUUCAACCAGAAGUUUUUCCGGGACCUGUACGAUGCGACCGGUAUCGAGCUGGAGAACAUCGUCUACUACAAGGACGAGACGCACUACUUUGUCAUGACGGCGAAGAAACAGAGCCUGCUGGCCAAGGGAGUCAUCAUUCAGGACUUCAUGGACACGAACCGUCUGCUGUCUCCGGAGAACGUCAACCGUCAGAAGCUGAUGCAGUACGCCCGCGAGGCGGCCGACUUUUCGACCGAGCACCGUCUGCCGCAGCUGCCGUUCGCGCUCAACCACUACGGCCGCGAGGACGUAGCCAUGUUCGACUUUACGUGCAUGUACGCUUCGCAGAACGCUGGGAAGGUGAUGGAGCGGCACGGUCACAAACUGCUGCUGCAGCUGGUGGGCGACAGUCUGCUGGAGCCGUUCUGGCCGACGGGCAGCGGGUGCGCACGCGGCUUCCUGUCCUGUUUCGACGCGGCCUGGCAGAUGCGCUCCUGGGCGAACCCGCGAGUCACCACGCUGGAGUGUCUGGCCGAGCGCGAGUCCAUCUACCGGCAGCUGGCGCAGACGACACCGCGCAACCUCAGCUGCGAGUACCACGGCUACACGCUCGACCCGCGCACCAGGUACCCGAACCUGAACCGGGCCUCGGUCAGCCCGUACCAGGUCCGAGAUCUGGUGGACACGGACUGCCCCGAGUCGCUGCAGCGAGAGCUGACGAUCGUCAGUGACACCGAGCGCGCCGCCGAGCGGCCGGCCAAGAAGGCCCGCAAGGAGCCGCUGCAGCCCGACAUGCUGCUCAAGUGGUGCCAGAAGCAGCUGGCCCUGACCGAGAUCCAGGUCACCGACCUCACGCUCAGCUUCAAGUCAGGUUUGGCGCUGUGCGGCAUUCUCCACAAGUACCGCCCGGACCUGGUAGACCUCUCCUCCCUGGACCGGGACGACCCGCUGGCCAACACCACCCUAGCCUUCUCCCUGGUGGAGAGCGAGCUCGGCGUGCCGCCGGUGAUGACGGCGCAGGAGAUGGCCGAGUGUGCCUGUCCCGACCGGCUGGCCAUGCUCAGCUACCUCAGCCAGGUGUAUGACGCGCUGCACGGAGAGAUUCCCUACGUGAAGCCGAAAAUCGCGGAGCUGCUGCGGGAGGAGGUGGUGGACCCGGGCGGCGGCCGGCGGCCCGUCCCAGGACGCUCCCAGCCCGACGGACGACGCUCCUCGCUCAGCGAGAACGCGCGCAAACAGCGCAAACGCAAGAGCGACGCCGCCAAAGAUAAGCCGCCGCGCCAGGCCGCGGACGAUCCGUUCGCGCCGCCCGAGAUCGGCCCCCUAGACCCGUCCAAGGUGGCGCUGGUGGCCGCCGCAUUCGGCGACACGUACCAGUACGAGCCGGGCCCGGACUCGGACUCCGGACCGGAAACGGACGGCGAGCGGCCGGCGGCGGGCGCGUCCGACUGGCCCGGCCGUCCGCAGCUGCCCGUGGCGGCGCUGGAGGCGCGGCUGGCCGCCCUGGAGGCCGCCCACGCCGCCGAGCCGGAGCGGCGCCAGCAGAUCCGCCAGCAGCGCCGCCAGCUGCGCUCCCUGGCCCAGCGCAAGGCCGAGCUGGAGGCCGCCCUGAUGGAGACGGGGGGCGGCGGAUCGGACGGCGGCACAGGACCGGAUGACGCCAGUCUGCACCUGUACCGGCGCACGGCGGCGUCCUUCGAGCAGCGCCGCAUGAAACUGCAGGAUAUGGUGUUUCAUCCCGGUCGCGUGAUCCAGGACCUGAAGAAGGAUCUCGCUCCUGGCGGAGCGGGACCCAACAAAAAGGAAGAGUUCGCCACCAAAAUCAAGGAUCUCGAGGCCAAGUUCAAGGGAAAUUACGUUCCACCAGACAAGAAACCAAAGGACCUGUCCCGGGCCAUCGGCCGUAUCGAGAAGACCGACUGGAACGUCCGGGAGAUCGAGCGGAAAAUCGAGGACAGCAAGAAGGUGCACACGAGCCGCGAGCCCGCCCAGCCGGUGCCCAUGUGGAGCAAGGACAUGUUCGACGAUAAGUACCAGGCGAUGCGGAAUCUGGCGGAGCGCGGCGCCGUGCCGCCGGAGACGCUGCGCAAGUACGCCGACAUCGACCAGCACCUGCGGCGACUGGAGAUGAAGCUUCGGGAGGGCACCACGCGCGACGUGGGCCAGCGGGGCUCGAACCGGGUCUCGCAGAUGGCGCAGCAGUUCUUGGACAGGGCCGACCGGGCGCCGCCGGCCGAAAAGAAGACGGAGGCGGGUGCGGCCGAGGCGUGCCACUUCUGUAACGAGCGCGUGUACCUGGUGGAGCGGAUGUCGGCAGAGGGCAAGUUCUUCCACCACGGCUGCUUCCGCUGCGAGUACUGCGGCACCGUGCUCAAAAUGAUGAACUACGCGUUCGACCAGGACUCUGGCCGGUUCUUCUGUAUGCCGCACUUUGGUCUCCACUCGCUGGUUAAGUACAAGUACCAGCGGAAACCCGAACAGCCGACCGACACGCCUGACAAGGGGAGUCUCUCUGUGCCCGGCGCUGCGGCGCGCGGCGCCACACCGGAACGUGCCGAGUUUGAGAACAGCGUGCUGGCUGUGGCGCCCGAGGAGCGUCUGUCUGAGAUGGACGAGGACGAGUGGACGGACCACAACUUCGGCAUGUCGGCGGCCGAACUCACCAGCGAGGACCUUCUCGAUGGAGAGGACAGUGAGGACGAGCUCUCCUCGUCCGACUCGGACGAGUACGAGCCGGCUCUGGACGAGGACGAGGUACUCCGACUGGCCGAGCGCUGGCGCCGCAGACACUCGCAGGACCCGCUCGACGAGCCCAGCGACCUGUACGAGUCAGACGGCUGCGAUCGGGACGGAGACGACUCUGACACGGCGACCCAGUCGGAGACUGAGGACGACGCAUCGGCCCGACUGCGGCGCCAGCAGGAGGUACACCUGGCAGAGGACGUACUCAAGUCGCGCAACCGCAGCAGCAAGCACGGCGACACCAGCGACACGGAGACGUCCUCCGACUCGGACUCCUCGUCCUCGGAGGAGACCACCUCCUCCUCGGAGGACGAGGACGCCACGGAGGUGGCCACCGACUCGGAGUUUGACGACGCGCCGGCCGCCGCGCCCCGGCCGCUGCCCACCAUCGUCAUCGAGAACUCGGCCGUCAGCGAGGCCACCUCGCCGGAGCCGGGCUCGCCGCGGCCCGGAGAGCGGCCCGAGCCGAUCGCGGGUUUGAAGAAGUCGGCCACCACUGCGGAGGCGAAACGCUCCACGGCAGAAGAGGAAGAGGAGGAGGAUUCCGUGGCGAAGAUCAUCCGUGAGGCGCGGAAGAGCGCGCCCUCGCAUCGACCCUACCUCAUCCAGCGUACCGAGUCGAGCGAGGCAAUCGCCUGGAAGAAUUCGCUGGAGCUAAAGCGGAAGUAUCUGACGGAGCAGACGGCACCGUACGCUCCGUCCAAGUCUCAAUCCACCACAGACCUGGACAGUCGCGUCAAGACGUUCAUGAGUCGGAUCUCGGAGACGCAGAAGCUGCUGGGCGCACGGCCGGCGGCGGCGCCGGCGGUGCGGCCGUCGUCUGGCGUUCGACAGACACUGGAUUCGCGACUGCCGAGCCUCUCCAGUCGGUUAGCUGCCGGCGGGACGCUGACAUCGACAGCAAGCACCACGGCGUCGACGGCUGCGGCGGGGACCACGUCAGCGGUCACCUCACGUCUGGGCUCGCCCCUGACGAGAACCCUCUCCGCGUCUCCGGCAGUACCGGUGGCAACACCAGCACCCGCUCCGGCGGCGGCCGCUGCCGCUGCGUCCGUCAGUGCUGCGUCCCCUCCUCCCCCGCCGCCCGCUAGUCCUCCUCCCACCUCCCCUCCGCCUCCCGUGCCGUCCGCGUCCCCGCCCGCCUCUCCUCUUCCACCUCCCGUGCCGGAGGUUCCUCCACCAGAGACCUCCGAGACGGGCGGCAGUGAGUUGGACGACGCGCCGCCCUCCGGGGUGGUACCGGCCGCCGCCACCGCGUCAGCCAUCACCCCCGGCACGCCGCCGACUGUCUCCAGUUCCACCCCGUCCUCCAUCAGCUCCGGCUCGGAGCAGGCCGGUGCCGCGGCGCCGCCUCCACUGGAGGCCGCCCCCAGCCAGGACUCGGCCGGUCAGGAGCAGAUGGAACUGGAGGAGAGCCUGACGGAUAUAUCGGUGGUGGAUUCGCAGAGUGGAGAGGCGCGCGCGGCCGUGCUGGCGGCGUUUGCCGAGACGAUGCACUCGUCUCUGAGUGAGGGUACUGAUCUACAGACGUCUCCGCCGCCCACCCCCACCGUGAAGGAACAGCCAGCGAAGGCAGCGACGGCAGAAGCUGAGAGAGUAGAAACUGCGCCGCCGGCUGGGGUGGACUCGUCGGAGCAAAUGGAGGCUGCGUCGGCGGUCAGUGUCGUGAAUGAUCCUGAUCAGACACCUGCUGGCGCUGGGUCGGCAGACUUGCCGGUGCCGGUCGCCGAGCCCACGUCUCUGGACGUCUCGCCGGCUGACUUUGACGCCCUGCUGGGUGGUCUGGACGUGACGCGUCUGGAGGAGAAGUUUGAGGGUGUAUGUGGGGAGCAGGAGACAUCCGCCGCGGCCUCUCCUGCUCCGGCGGAUGCGAAGGAUGCUGUGGAGGGUGAGCUGUUGAAGAGUGAGGAGCCGAUGCCUGCUGAGUCUGAAGAUCUUCCGGUUUGUAGCGAGCCUGACGCGUCUGCCGCUGCCCCUGUCGCGCCUGCCGCUCCGGCCGCGGCCAUCACACCGGCUGCUGAAGCUCCGGAGCCGACCGUCGCAGACGACACCGUGUCAGCUCUUCCACCCAGCAAGGCGGCCGCUCUCGACGUCACCCGUCUGAUCGAGGAGAACCGCACGCUCCUGUCUCAGAUCCGACGGCGCCGGUCGAGCGGCGAGCCGGUGUCUCCGGCACGCCGCUCCGCCGAACCGGAGCCGCCGCCACCUCUCCCGACUCUCCCGCCGGCGACGGCCGACUCGGUCGAGUCGCCGGGCGAGUCUGCGGCGCGCGACGCCACCGAGCUCGACCUCUCUGACUGGGCGCACGAGUCGGAGGUGGCCAGCGUGGCGGACGUGCCGCACGAGUUCCGCGUGGACGAGAGGUUUGUGACGGUGCGGCGCGGUACCGGGGAGAAGGCCAACCUGGCCACCCUCAGUGACUUUGAGGACGACGUGUCGGAGCUGCCGGAGGACCCUGUAAAAGCGCCGCCUCCCGUGAAACAGGAGGAGGAAACGAGAGAUGUGUUUGAUGAUCUGGAUUUCGCGGACAACAGUGCCAGUGGGGACGAGGGAGGGGCGCCACCGCCGCCAGCGGCUAAAAAUCGGGGUCGGUGUGAGUAUGUGUACCCUGAUGCGGCUGCUAGUCCGCCCUCGCCGUCUUCCGAGGCUAAAGACAGUAAGGUGGAUAUUCGAGGCACGGCGGACCGCAUCUCAGCCCCGCCGGGAGCGCUGGCCGGCCGCGCAGGGGUGGUCACCCGUCCGGGGGGCGCCGGCCGCGCGGCCAGGCCGCUCUCGGCCGGACCCAUGAUGGCUGUGCACUCAGCGCAGGGUUCGAUCGCUGCCUCCGGGUCAGGUGCGGGUUCGGCACCGAAGAGCACGCCCACGCCGGCCCCGAGGUCCGCGCCGGCCGCCGCUCCGGUCCCCGCGGCGAGUCCAGCGCCGGUGGCUGCGGCACGAACCCCGGCCAAGUCUCCGGCUACACCGCGAGCGGCGAGAAGCGCCGCGGCGCCGCCGGCCCGCGCCGACAUCAAGGUCUCGCCAAUCGUGGAACAGGCGAGCGCUCGUCUGCUGCUGCAGCGUAGUCCCACAGACUCCGCCAUCAUGCUGAGUCAGCGCCCGGGGGCGGCGGCCAGGCCGGGAGCGCCGGCGCCGCGCGCUCAGCAGGGCAGCCUGGUGCGUGAUCUGGUGCUGAGCCGCGUUAAAUCGCCGGAGAGACAGCUGAGGAAGCGGCUGUCCUCCCCGGCGUUUGGCCCACGCGUCCCGCCGCCGCCGCCGCCCCCGACAGCGCCGCCGCCGGCCACGCCGCCCACGCCGCGCAGACCUUCCGUGGGUGACGCGCUGCCGUCCGGCCCGCCGCCGCCCAAACCGCCGCGCGACCCGGCCGCCGCUCUGUCUCUGUUCACACCGAGCACACCGCCGGUGCGGCCGGGCGCUCUGCGCGGAGCACUCAGCCGCAGCACGCCCAGCGUCCUGGAGCGGGCCGGCGCCGGCUCGGCGGCCGGCACCCCGGCGGGCGCCGCCAGUCCGGACUGCUCCAGCAGUCCGUCCGUGUCGCGCAGUCCGGAGCGGGGCGGUCCCGAGGGCCGCUCGGACCCGGCCAGCUGCGGCCACGACCUCGGCAAACGGGAGCACCCGCGCCGGCGCAGCAUCAUCCGGGCCAUCUCCGACAUUUUCAAGUCCGGUGAGAAGAAGGGCGGGGCGUCCAGCCCGCCUCCGGGGAGCCCGCCGGAGCGUCGGCGCAGCUCGGCCAGUCCCACCCGGGCACCACAACAGCCGCAGCCACAGCAGCAGCAGCCGGCGCCCUUCGUCAAGGCCAACUCUGUGCGCGACAAACUGGGACUCAAGUUCCGCAGGGGAAAGGAGCGGAGGUCUGACGGCGGGCCCGAGUCGCCUCGCACCUCUGGAGAGCCGCCGUUCGCCGGCCCGGCCGCUGUGCACAGCCCCGACGCUUCUCUGUCGGAGUCUCUAAGCCAGUCUCAGUACAGCGAUGCGGCCACUCCGGGCGGCUCGCUCACCAGACGGGCCAAGACCAGCCGCGCCGCUCGACACGCCGAAAUGAGGAGGCUGCAGCGGGCGCAGGAGCUGCAGCGUCAGCUGGACGAGGUGGAGGUGCGACAGCGGGAUCUGGAGCAGCGCGGCAUCGCCGUCGAGAGGGCCAUCCGUGGAGAGGGCGGGCAGGCCUCCGCCGGCGUGGACGAGACGACGCUGAUGCACGAGUGGUUUGAGCUGGUGCACGAGCGCAGUCUGAUGGUGCGCCGCGACCAGCUGCUGCAGCUGCAGCUGCAAGAGCUGCAGCUGGAGGACCGCCACGACCGGCUGCAGCUGGAGCUCAGAGAGAGAAUGGCCACCAGCGACGCCCAGAAGUCGGCCGAUGACGUGGAGCGGGAGCGGCAGGUGGUCAGCUCGCUGCUGGAGAUCUCCGAGCAGCGGCGCUCGCUGCGCGCCGCCAUGGACUCGGAACAGGAGAGACUGGCCAGCGAGUGUGAGUCGACCGAGGGCCGCCGCGUCGCCGCCGCCAGCCUCGUCUCCCCGCCGGGAGAGCCGGCAGAGUCGACCGUCUAGGCACGGCCGAGACGCCCUCCAAACGCCCAAAGACGCCCGGAGACUGCGCCGGCUCCCAAAGACGCCCAAGGUGCGCCCGCCGGUGCCCACCAAGGUUCGCUCGCCGCGUUUAGCGCGCAGAGCUCGGCUCCCGAGCCGGGUGUCGGUGCUAGAGCUGCCGUCGGACGCUGGCCGGGGAUGGCCGUGCCGCAGCCGCGGGGUGUAGGGAGUUGUAUUUUACCAAAGUCGACCGACCUGUCCUGGUUAAUCCCACCUAGCGUAUAGGUGCCCAGUCUGUGUGAGAGGCCGCGCAGUUGGACCGACCCAGCGGGACAGGGUCUGAUCUGCCGGUGGUCGCUCCCGCGGGCACUCGCUGCCUGGGGGUCAGGGUCAGCUUUAACCCGCCGACAGAACUCGCGCGCGCCCGCGCGGUUUACGUUAUCAGCUAGGUGUUAGUUUUAUCCGUGCUCCUCGCCGUGUUCGGACGCUUGAUUGUGAACUUUUGUGAGCGGGUUGUGGCGCCAGUGAUCACAUUUUGUGACGCGUCGCCGCCGGGGUCCCCUUGCCGGCCAGAGUUUUAACGAGCGGUGAUAUUUAUUUUAAACGAAACACCGCGGCAAUCACCCUACGCAACGACGGCUGAUAUUAUUGUGGUGCGGCGGCGCACGGGCCGGACCGACAGACGGAGAGUGCCUUGGCUGUCAGGGCUCGCGCUAUCAGCUGGGCUCGCGGGCGCCGCUCCGGCCGCGCCGAGUCUGUGUCGUGCAGUACUGUGCGUUGUUUUAGCCGUUUUGUUAACUUAACCGACUCAAAGCUGCUGCUCUGGGGCAGCCGAUUAGUUGUCUUUCUGCCUCAAACGCGUACUUUUUUGCCGCCUGCCUUUGUAAUGAAUAUUAACGAAUUUGAA